CAUCGAUCAUGUCGUCUUACCAUAUCCCGGAUCCGCCACCAGCAGUGCCUCCGGGCUUCAACCCAGACAAUUACGUUACAAAACUGAAUCCUGUCACGAAUCGAUUCGACAUAUACCCUCACGUACACGGCAAAUACUCGCAGCAGGAACUGAGGGCAGUAGACCCCAUCGCUGGGAAUAGGGAUCUCAAAGUCGGCCCACCUAGUCGAGCUCCAGAUUGGCAUCCCAUCGUAGAGCAAUGGGGACUUCAAGUAUUGGGAAAGGCUGGUUUCAUCAACAGCACUGCUUACCGUACACCGGGACAGGGACAGACUAGGCAGACGCCUGAAGGCCGCCUUACUUCUGCCCUGGGUCAUGGUCCAAUACACCCUCUGCUGAGAGAAGACAUGUGGCAUGGACUUCGAGCUGGCGAAUACGCCCUCAUGGAACCUGCGAUACGUCUGGCCUCCGCUAUCUUGGAUGAUCCAGAGACUCUGCGCUUCUUUGCCGGAAUCACGGUUCCUAGCGACCAGAUGCCCUAUGUGCACGUUCCACACAUCGGGAAAUGUCCCAUAUACGGGCCUAACCAACCACUCGACGCAGCUGCACUGACAGACAUAUACAAAAAAGUCAUGGAUAUGCGUGCAUACAUGGCUUGGGAAAUGAAGGAUAUGAAUAUUAUGAUAUAUAAACACCGUGCUUUUGGCCUCACCAAGCCCUGGGUGAGCAAUGGCAAAGUUGCUCACGGUGCGAGAGGAGUCGGUGUCAUUUACAUGAGCCGAGGAUACACUGACAUCAUGCGAAUGUACGCCAACAGCGACCCGACACUUACUGAACUCGGAAGGUUCAUCAAUGACACACAGUGGCUUGCUUCGAUACCUAUAGAAGACAACAUUUGUAUUAGUGAAGAACCGGCAAUCGCGCGCAGUACAAUUCUGUUCGUAGACACUCUGAUUCAUGAACUCACGCAUGCAAUCUGCGGUGCCUAUUUCGACGUGACCUUAAUGGCAAUACCAGGAAUGCCACCACACAGCCACGUUUACGAGCCCUUCUUCGCCGGUGACCGCUGCAAUGAGACUGGGCACGCCAUCUCGUCCUACAUCUUCCGCGGUAAUCCCAUAGGCACAUGCCACUGGAACAUACANCCCCAGAACCACUCGUCUCUCUGGCUACAAGACCACGUUGGCCCGCUAGGACUCCACUGGGCCGACAAGUGGGACACAUGGAAAAUCGACCCAGGUGCUGUCCCCACUGGCAAAACAAGAGCUGUGAAUAAUGUGGACUUGAACGUUCGGCAACGUUAUACUCCUGUGCCUCAAGCACACAUCAACAAGAUGUUGUCUACGCAAUUAUGGCAGGACGAGAUCAAUCGUUUUGGUCUUGAUGCUCUUCGAAUGCCUCGGUUGGAUAAUUGGAUGGUGGAAUGGACGCCUGUGGGAAAGGAGAAGGGCUUUUGGGGUACAGGACGUGAUAGGUGGAACGAUGGACCGGCUCCUGUUCCUCCUUCUCCCAGUACAGAUAGUGAUGCGGGAGGAGUCUCGUUG
Molecule: messenger RNA, 1523 nt
Organism: Aureobasidium uvarum
Lineage: Eukaryota; Fungi; Ascomycota; Dothideomycetes; Dothideales; Saccotheciaceae
Source: the annotation of a GenBank genome assembly